AACCCAGGACGGGCGAUGUCUGUUUUGUUGAGGACUCUCAGUCGGUCGGGUCGUUAUGCCAGACGGAGUGAAGCUGAGCUGCAGUCCCUAAUGAACAUCAGCAGCAAACCAGCUAAAGAUGAGAUCGGAGCGGCCAAGUCCAUCUUCACCAUUAUGGUCUUCACAGUAACGCUGCUGGGCCCAGCCGGUUGGAUUUUAUAUCACCUGCCGGACUACAAGACGCGUCCUCCGCUGGACUGAAGCCCCUUACAGUCACCUCAGUGGAAAAGAAAAGCAGAAAAAGAAAAGUGCAGCUGUAAAAUUGCAGGAAUAAAGUGAAGU
This is a messenger RNA of Polypterus senegalus (gray bichir), 321 nucleotides long. RefSeq names its product COX8 domain-containing protein. Lineage: Eukaryota; Metazoa; Chordata; Cladistia; Polypteriformes; Polypteridae. The record is from RefSeq and is a predicted model, not a curated record. The transcript is spliced from 2 exons. Bases 16 to 240 code for a protein of 74 amino acids. Gene Ontology annotation, cellular component: mitochondrion. Gene Ontology annotation, biological process: mitochondrial electron transport, cytochrome c to oxygen.